This is a messenger RNA of Fukomys damarensis (Damara mole-rat), 3744 nucleotides long. It is a transcript of the gene Aplp2, whose product is annotated as amyloid beta precursor like protein 2. The record is from RefSeq and is a predicted model, not a curated record. NCBI's taxonomy places the organism in Eukaryota, Metazoa, Chordata, Mammalia, Rodentia, Bathyergidae. The transcript has 18 exons. Gene Ontology annotation, molecular function: transition metal ion binding; serine-type endopeptidase inhibitor activity; heparin binding. Bases 103 to 2397 code for a protein of 764 amino acids. Gene Ontology annotation, biological process: axonogenesis; central nervous system development. Gene Ontology annotation, cellular component: membrane.
GGCGGCGAACGGGCUUCAGAUGCUUCUGGGUCGCUGUGGGGAAAGCGCUGGAGUCGGCGUGUGUGAGUCUGAGAGCCCUGCGCUAGCGCGAACAGGCGACGGAUGGCGGCCACUGGGACUGCGGCCGUCGCUGCCAAGGGCAGGCUCCUCAUCCUGCUACUGCUCGGGCUCACGGCGCCCGCUGCGGCUUUGGCAGGCUACAUCGAGGCUCUUGCAGCCAAUGCUGGAACAGGAUUUGCUGUUGCUGAGCCUCAGAUUGCAAUGUUUUGUGGGAAGUUAAAUAUGCAUGUGAACAUUCAGACUGGGAAAUGGGAACCCGACCCAACAGGCACGAAAAGCUGCUUUGGCACAAAAGAAGAGGUUCUUCAGUAUUGUCAGGAGAUGUAUCCAGAGCUGCAGAUCACAAAUGUGAUGGAAGCAAAUCAGCCUGUCAGUAUUGACAACUGGUGUCGGAGGGACAGAAAACAAUGCAAGAAUCACAUUGUUAUACCUUUCAAGUGUCUUGUGGGUGAAUUUGUAAGUGAUGUUCUGCUAGUUCCAGAAAAGUGCCAGUUUUUCCACAGAGAAAGGAUGGAAAUAUGUGAGAAUCACCAGCACUGGCACUCUGAAGUCAAAGAGGCAUGUUUGACUCAGGAAAUGACCUUGUAUAGCUAUGGCAUGCUGCUGCCCUGUGGGGUGGACCAGUUUCAUGGCACUGAAUAUGUAUGCUGCCCUCCAACAAAGAUUAGUGACUCUAGUGACUCUACAAUGUCAAAAGAAGAACAAGAUGAGGAUGAAGAUGAUGAUGACGAUGAUGAAGAAGAAGACUAUGAUAUUUAUAAAAGUGAAUUUCCUACUGAACCAGAUUUGGAAGACUUCACAGAAGCAGCUGUGGAUGAGGAGGAUGAGGAGGAAGGGGAGGAAGUGGUGGAAGACCGUGAUUAUUACUAUGACACCUUUAAAGGAGAUGACUACACUGAGGAGAACCCAACCAAACCCAGCAGCAAUGGUGCUGUUUCAGACAAGGAAAUUGCUCAUGAUGUUAAAGCUGUCUGCUCCCAGGAGGCGAUGACGGGGCCCUGCCGGGCCGUGAUGCCUCGUUGGUACUUCGACCUCUCCAAGGGAAAAUGCGUGCGCUUUAUAUAUGGCGGCUGCGGCGGCAACAGGAACAAUUUUGAGUCUGAGGAUUAUUGUAUGGCUGUGUGUAAAGCGAUGAUUCCCCCAACUCCUCUGCCAACCAAUGAUGUUGAUGUGUAUUUCGAGACUGCUGCAGAUGACAAUGAGCAUGCAAGGUUCCAGAAGGCCAAGGAACAGCUAGAAAUUCGACACCGCAACCGAAUGGACAGGGUAAAGAAGGAAUGGGAAGAGGCAGAGCUUCAGGCCAAGAAUCUUCCCAAAGCAGAGAGGCAGACCCUUAUUCAGCACUUCCAAGCUAUGGUUAAAGCAUUAGAGAAGGAAGCAGCCAGUGAGAAGCAGCAGCUUGUGGAAACCCACCUGGCUCGAGUGGAAGCCAUGCUGAAUGACCGCCGGCGAAUGGCUCUGGAGAACUAUCUGGCAGCCCUACAGUCCGACCCACCAAAACCUCAUCGCAUUCUCCAGGCUUUACGACGUUAUGUCCGUGCUGAGAACAAAGAUCGUUUGCAUACCAUUCGUCAUUAUCAACAUGUGUUGGCUGUUGACCCAGAAAAGGCAGCCCAGAUGAAAUCCCAGGUGAUGACACAUCUCCACGUGAUUGAAGAAAGGAGGAACCAGAGCCUCUCUCUGCUCUACAAAGUCCCUUACGUAGCCCAGGAAAUUCAAGUGGAGAUUGAUGAGCUCCUUCAGGAACAGCGAGCAGACAUGGACCAGUUCGCUGCCUCCAUCUCGGAGAGCCCCAUGGAUGUCCGGGUGAGCUCUGAGGAGAGCGAAGAGUUCCCACCGUUUCACUCUAUCCAUCCCUUCCCACCCUUGCCUGAGAAUGAAGACACUCAACCGGAGUUGUACCACCCAGUGAAGAAAGGGUCAGGAGUGGGAGAGCAGGACCGGGGACUGAUUGGUGCAGAAGAGAAAGUGAUUAACAGUAAGAAUAAAGUGGAUGAAAACAUGGUCAUUGAUGAGACUCUGGAUGUUAAGGAAAUGAUCUUCAAUGCUGAGAGAGUUGGAGGCCUCGAGGAAGAGCCGGAGUCGGUGCGACCUCUGCGGGAGGACUUCAGUCUGAGCAGCAGCGCCCUGAUUGGCCUGCUGGUCAUUGCAGUGGCCAUCGCCACGGUCAUCGUCAUCAGUCUGGUGCUGCUAAGGAAGAGGCAGUAUGGCACCAUCAGCCAUGGGAUUGUGGAGGUUGACCCCAUGCUCACCCCAGAAGAGCGUCACCUGAACAAGAUGCAGAACCACGGCUAUGAAAACCCUACCUAUAAGUACCUGGAGCAGAUGCAGAUCUAAGUGGCAGGAAGCCUGUGGCACCCGAGUUACAAAAUGGUGUGGGCAGGCAGAAGAGUCCACCAUUCUGGAUCAACUGCCUGCCACCACUUAGCACCAGAGGGUCUCAUCUUCCAUCCUGACUCCUGGCUCAUUCAGACUAUAAAAUACUACUAUAGAAUUGCAAUUUCCAUUCUUUUAAAUGGGUGAAAAUGUUAAUAUAACAAUAUAUGAUAUAUAAACCUUAAGUGAAAAAAUGAUCUAUUGCAGAUAUCUGAAGGAUGUAGUUUUCUUUUUUAAAUUAAUCAGAAAUCCAUUUCUAUUGCAUUGUUUCACACAUGCUCUCUACAUAAAUGGAAAAUGUUGAUUUUUUUAAUGGUAGAUUGUAUAUGCAGGCUGUUUGUUCCAGUUGCAUUGUAUAAAUCAGUUCUAGGCUCAUUUACUGUCGUAGUUUUUAUUUAAAAAAAAACAAAACAAAACACUAAAAAAAGAUGCAGUAUUCCCUUUUUAAACUUUCAGAAAGUUGUUGAGAAAAAAGUGGAAUGGGGAACUGUAAUUGACCAUUGACAACAUCAUGUUACCCUGGCUAAGUGACUUACAGGACCAGUCUCUCAGAAGCUCACUGUUUCUAUGCUGGCCCCUGUUGCCAAGGAUGACCAAGGUGUUUUUGUUCUCAAAUCUUUCGCGAGCUGAAUGCAUACAAAUGAGGGUAUCCACUGCUGCUUUUCCUCCAAAUCCAGUUCUUCCACAGCAACUAGCCUGUAGUUUGUGUAUGACAUCUUCACUGUUUGUUGUUCACUAACUGUGACAUUUUACUCUUCACUUUCCCUUCCAAAGUAUGUCCAAUGUAUGUGUAGUCUCUUCCUCUUUGGAUGUCCCCUCCAGGGCACUGACGCUGCCUUCCGUCCAUAUCCCUGUGCCUCCCCUGUCCCUGGCCUCUGGUGUCCGUUCAAAGAAGACUACAGUAAGCAGGUGGCUGAGGACCAGGAGAGAGCCCGGGGCUCUCGAUGUUGAGAAUAUUUUCAGCUGUACAUGAACCUGGAUCUGGAGACUGGAAAGCUUUGAAGAUUUUGUUUCCUUCACAUGAGUCUUUGUAAUGCUUAUAUAGUUGAUGUUGUUGCUCACAGUUUUUUGUUUGUUUCUUUCUUUUUUUUAAUCUCAAGGUUCUGGUAACCAGUGGUGUUUAUUUUGGUUCAUUUUUUCUAAUUUUCUGUGACUGUUUUUUUUUUUUUUUUUUCCCUUUUCCUCCCCUUUGACCCUAUCCAUGCCUCUUCCCACUAUGCACAGAUUAAACUUCACCUACAGACUUCUUAAUAUGAUCUGUGGAGAAUGUACAGAGUCUAAACACGUCAAUAAAUACUUUAACUUCCA